AUGGCGCGCUCAGUUGGCGCGCAAGCGCAAACAGCGAGGCCACCUUCUCCCCUCCCCCAAAAGAACCAUGUGGACCCCAGGACUCGGGCACGGAAGCCUGUCGACUACACCUCCGAGGGUGUGGACGAUAAUGAUGUCUUCCUCCUUCCUGUUUCCGACUACCAGGUCAUGCUCGGCGUGACGAUCCUCGCCGCCAUCGUCCGUCUCUUUCGCAUUUACCAGCCCAGCAGUGUGGUGUUCGAUGAGGUCCACUUCGGCGGCUUCGCUUCGAAAUACAUCAAGGGCAAGUUCUUUAUGGACGUCCACCCUCCUCUGGCCAAACUCCUCAUUACACUCUUCGGCUGGCUCGCUGGAUUCAAUGGCGACUUCGACUUCAAGGAGAUUGGGAAGGACUAUGUCGAGCCCGGUGUCCCAUAUGUUGCCAUGCGAAUGUUCCCCGCCAUCUGCGGAAUCCUCUUGGUCCCUGUCGUGUUCCUGACUCUGAAGGCUGCUGGGUGCCGAACCUUCACCUCGGCCAUGGGAGCUGGCCUGAUCAUCUUCGAGAACGGCCUCCUUACCCAAGCCCGUCUGAUCCUCCUCGACUCGCCUCUGGUUCUCGCAACGGCCUUCACGACCAUGGCGUUCCUUUCGUUCACCAAUCAACACGAAUUGGGCCCUACGCGAGCUUUCCAGCCAAGCUGGUGGUUCUGGCUUGCCAUGACCGGCCUCGGCCUCGGUGCAACUAUUAGCAUAAAAUGGGUCGGUCUCUUUACGAUUGCAUGGGUGGGAAGCUUGACGCUGGUCCAGCUCUGGGUCUUGCUCGGUGACACCAAGACCGUCACCACCAGGGUCUGGUUCAAGCACUUCAUGGCCCGCUUCUUCUGCCUGAUUGUCAUCCCGGCCACCUUCUACUUGUCCAUGUUUGCCAUCCACUUUAUCUGCCUCGUCAACCCUGGCGAAGGCGACGGUUUCAUGAGCUCCGAAUUCCAGUCCACCUUGAACUCGAAGAGCAUGCAAGAUGUUCCCGCGGACGUCCUCAUGGGGAGCAGAGUCUCUAUCCGCCAUGUCAACACCCAAGGAGGUUACCUUCACUCUCACCCUCUGAUGUACCCUACCGGUAGCAAGCAGCAACAGAUCACGCUAUACCCUCACAAAGACGAGAACAACGUGUGGUUGCUCGAGAACCAGACUCAGCCACUAAACAUCAACGGCGAACCAAUCAACGGGACGGACGCCUGGGACAAGCUGGAUCCGACCUUCAUCAAGAACGGUGAUGUUCUCCGCCUGUACCACAUCAACACGCAUCGACGUCUCCACUCCCACGACGUCAGGCCCCCGGUCACCGAGCAGGAUUGGCAAAACGAGGUUUCUGCAUAUGGCUACGAGGGAUUUGAGGGCGAUGCCAACGAUUACUUCCGGGUCGAGAUCGUUGGGAAGCAGUCCAAGUCCGGCGUCGCUCAAGAGCGGCUGCGUACAAUCGAGACGAAGUUCAAGCUGGUACACAUCAUGACUGGCUGUGUUCUAUUCUCGCACAAGGUCAAGUUGCCUGAAUGGGCCUCCGAGCAACAGGAAGUCACCUGCGCCAAGGGCGGCACACUUCCCAACAGCCUGUGGUACGUCGAGUACAACGAGCACCCAGGCCUCGGUGCCGAUGCCGAGAAGGUGAACUACCAGAACCCGGGCUUCUUCGGCAAGUUCUGGGAACUCCAGCAGGUCAUGUGGAGGACUAACGCCGGCCUGGUCGAGUCGCACGCCUGGGACUCUCGCCCGAACUCGUGGCCGAUUCUUAAGCGAGGUAUCAACUUUUGGGGCAAAGACCACCGCCAGAUCUAUCUCAUCGGCAAUCCAAUCGUCUGGUGGAGCUCCACUCUGGCUAUUGCGGCAUACGUCCUUUUCAAGGGUAUCGCUGUGCUCAGGUGGCAGCGGAGCUACAGGGACUACGACAACGUCACCUUCAAGCGUUUUGAUUACGAGAUUGGAAUGUCUGUGCUUGGUUGGGCAUUCCACUACUUCCCGUUCUACUUGAUGCAGCGUCAGCUCUUCCUUCACCACUACUUCCCGGCUCUGACUUUCGCGGUCAUCGCUCUUUGCCAAAUCUUCGAUUUCUUGACCGCUCGAGUUACAGCUUUGGGCAUCCGAGAGAACUCGAUUAUCAACAAGACGACAACCACGAGCUUCCUGGUCCUGUCUGCUGCCGUCUUCAUGAUCUACGCACCACUCGCAUACGGAAAUACGUGGACGAAGUCAGAGUGCAAGCGCGUGAAGCUUUUCGACUCUUGGGAUUUCGAUUGUAACACGUUUUACAACGACUACUCGCAGUACAACACCAUCGGGGGAGUCCCAGCUGCGUCGGCAACGUCCAAGAACUCGGUGCCGAGCUCCAAGGCCCCGGAGGCGCCUGCGGUGGCGCCGCCCGCUGAUGGGCAGCAGGAGAAACUGCAGCAGGACCAGGGCCAGAAGCCGAUACACGACAAGGACGAGUUCUUCAAGGACGGCGAGGCAGGCAUCAGCGGAGCGCCGGUGCCGCCGGGCCAGCGCCUAGUGAAGCGCGAGGAGCGGAUCGAGUACCGCGACCAGGACGGCAACGUGCUGAACGAAGAGCAGGUCAAGGCGCUGGAGGGCAAGGUGGAGUUCAAGACGCGUUACGAAACGCGGACGCGCAUGGUGGACGCUGAUGGCCGUGAGUUCGAGGCGCCGCUCGGCGAGGUCCACCAGCAGGCGGUCGGAGAGCCAGUUGCUGUCGCGCCGCCGCACCCGGACGUCGAGGGCGUCGACACGCAAACGGCGCAGAAGCAAAAGGCCGCCGGUGACGACGAGGUUGUCCCACCUGCCAAGGAGAGCGUGGAGGGCGACCACGAGGCCAAGGCUAAGGCUGCGAAGCCUGCCAGCGAGAAGAAGGAGGCCAGCAAGGAGGCUAGCUCGUCGUCAUAG
This is a messenger RNA of Diaporthe citri, 2910 nucleotides long. RefSeq lists its product as uncharacterized. Gene Ontology annotation, biological process: protein O-linked glycosylation via mannose. NCBI's taxonomy places the organism in Eukaryota, Fungi, Ascomycota, Sordariomycetes, Diaporthales, Diaporthaceae. The record is from RefSeq and is a predicted model, not a curated record. The transcript has 3 exons. The coding region runs from base 1 to 2910 and encodes 969 amino acids. Gene Ontology annotation, cellular component: endoplasmic reticulum; membrane. Gene Ontology annotation, molecular function: dolichyl-phosphate-mannose-protein mannosyltransferase activity.